Messenger RNA from Colletotrichum karsti, 1509 nucleotides. RefSeq names its product major facilitator superfamily transporter. Lineage: Eukaryota; Fungi; Ascomycota; Sordariomycetes; Glomerellales; Glomerellaceae. The record is from RefSeq and is a predicted model, not a curated record. Bases 1 to 1509 code for a protein of 502 amino acids. Gene Ontology annotation, cellular component: membrane. The transcript has 5 exons. Gene Ontology annotation, molecular function: transmembrane transporter activity. Gene Ontology annotation, biological process: transmembrane transport.
AUGUCGAAACCUCAGAAUGAGGCCGUCAUUGCCGCAUCUCCCGUGGACUUCGCAUCAAUUGUCGCGUCUUGGUCUCCGGAGGAGCGCGCCGAUCGAGAAAAGAAGCUUGUUCGAAAGAUGGAUUGGAGACUCCUCCCAAUAUUGAUCAUUGUCUACAUCAUGAACUACAUCGACAGAAACGCUGUCCCGCAUGCAAGAGUCCAAGGGCUUGAAAAGGAUUUGAACAUGUCAGGCUAUGAAUACAACAUUGUUCUUUCGGUGACAUUUGUUGGAUACAUCUCCAUGCAGAUCCCAAGCAAUAUGAUUCUCACCAAAGUGCGUCCCAGCUGGUAUCUGUCUGGUUGCAUGGUCGCAUGGGGCAUCGUCAGCGGCCUUUCUGGCGCGGUUCACAACUUUGCUGGACUAGCUGUGAACAGAUUCUUUUUAGGAGUUACGGAGGCACCCUUCUUCGUCGGCUGCGCAUUCUUGUUCAGUGGCUGGUACACUCGGAGAGAACUUGGUUUCCGUCUUGGAUUGCUGUACUCCGCGGCCAUGAUCUCCGGAGCCUUCGGCGGUCUCUUCGCCGCAGGCAUAGCUGCCGCAUUCGCCAACAACCGACUGGAGUCAUGGCGCUGGCUCUUCAUCAUCGAGGGCAUUGCGACGGUCGUGUUCGCCGUAGUGUGCGCUUUCAUCAUCCCGGAUUGGCCUUCCAACACGAAGUGGCUUUCUCCCGAAGAGAAGGCCAUCGCCGUUAUGCGCAUCAUCGAAGAUGCCGGCGAGGAGGAAGAAGACAUCAGCACGGGGACGGCCUUCAAGCUCGCAGCGAAGGACUACCGUGUCUGGCUCUGUUUUCUGGGACAGACUUGUUUGCAGGCCGUGGCUUCAUUGACCAACUUUCUACCGACGCUGGUUCAGAACUUCGGCUACAGCACGAUACAUACCCUUCUUCUUACCUCCCCACCGUACAUCUUUACUGCCCUCUUCUGUCUUUCCAACACGUGGUGGUCGGACCGCACUUCUAAGAGGUCAACCCACAUCAUUUUCCCGUCUGCCGUGGCCCUUGUUGGAAUCAUUAUUACGUUGGCGACUACCAAUACAGGAGCACGGUACUUCGCCUUGUUCCUGAUGCUGCCAGGAACCUACGGCUGCUUCCAAAUCUCGAAUGCCUGGAUGGCAAAUAUUGCAGCACGACCUCAGAAGAAGAGGGCCAUUGCUCUCGCCGCCAACAACUCUAUCGGCAACCUGGCCCUCGUAUGGACUCCAUAUCUCUAUCCCGCGAGCGCGGGACCACGGUACACCGCAGCUUGGUCAGUCAAUCUCGUGUUGAUGGUCAUCACCAUAGUCAGCACCAUUGUAUUGGCGUUCUUCCUCAGAAGAUGUAACCGGCGAGCAGAAACGGAGAGAAAUGGCAUCAACUUGGAACACGGACAAGGAGAUUACAAAGACAACAGUGCCCACAUUGAGGACAGUAAUGGCGAAGGGGACCACGUAACCCCGGUCAGAGGUUUACCAGUGGUAUACCAGACAUAA